This is a messenger RNA of Oncorhynchus tshawytscha (Chinook salmon), 1610 nucleotides long. RefSeq names its product cation channel sperm-associated protein 1. Gene Ontology annotation, molecular function: voltage-gated calcium channel activity; calcium-activated cation channel activity. Bases 217 to 1518 code for a protein of 433 amino acids. The transcript has 13 exons. Gene Ontology annotation, cellular component: CatSper complex; membrane. The record is from RefSeq and is a predicted model, not a curated record. Gene Ontology annotation, biological process: flagellated sperm motility; transmembrane transport; calcium ion transport. Lineage: Eukaryota; Metazoa; Chordata; Actinopteri; Salmoniformes; Salmonidae.
GCCGGAAGUAGAAUAACGGUUAUCAGUCUUAAAUUCCACAGACAGGAAGUUGUUUUCGACUUCUUACGGAUAAAAAAACGGAAUAACAAUUUUGCCUAUAUUUACGAAAUUAUGCACGUAUCGUUGUUUUCAUAAAACGUAGAGAAUAGCCUAUUUAAAAAUGAUUCGUGUCACCUUUAUUUAUACAGUGUGUGUGUGUUUAGCCUGGAGUCCAAGAUGGAAAUUCGACCAUCAUACAGGCAGACAGUGGCUGGAAAGGGCUCAACCAGCCACCACAAGUCAUCUGUAGCCGCCAAGCAGCCACACAAGAAGCGAGUGUUCUCAACAUGUGCGGCCUUAGAUGGUGAAAUGUUGAAGAGGCUCAUCCAAAAAGAUGAGCAGCGAAGGAUCAGGGAACAGCGAAACUCUAGAAAAGGUUGGCUGAGGGCAUGGGGUGCUCUGCAGGACUGGAUGCAUCAGCUGUUCAGGAUCAUUGUGGCCUUCACAGAAGACCCCAUGUUUGACAAGUUCAUCCUGUUUGUGGUGGUGCUCAACACAGGGACCCUGGUGGCCCAGACAUUUGAAAGUGUGACUGUGAGAGGAGGGUGGUUCUUCUCUGCUUUGGAUUCCGCUUUUCUGGCAAUCUAUUUAAUGGAAUGUGUGCUGAAAUUGCUUGUCUGGGGUCGACUCUACUUCAAAAACCCAUGGAAUGACCUGGACUUUUUCAUCAUUACGAUGAGCCUCAUUGACUUCCUGCUGCCACUCAUUGAGUCUACAGGGAACUUCAGUGGAGGUCAGGCAUCCACAAUCUUCCGCAUCCUCAAGCUCUUCAAAGGGGUCAGGGCCAUCCGAGCGUUCCGGGUCUUGCGUACCAUCCGCUUUCUCCAAAAUCUCCAGUCCAUCGUGUCCACCUGUCUCCAGUCUCUCCAGUCCAUGGGGGCCAUCAUCAUCCUCAUGUUCACCUUCCUCUUCAUGUUUGCUGUCAUUUUCCGAGAGAUGUUCAACGAGUCUGACCCGCAUCGCUUUGGCACCAUGUUUCGGACAAUUUUCACUCUGUUCCAGCUGCUCACGUUGGAUGACUGGGCUUUCAUCUACUCUACCAGCCGAGACAACGGUGCACCACAUAUUAUCAUCUUCCUUGUCCUGUACAUUGUGGUGGAAUACUUCACUUUCCUCAAUCUAUUCAUUGCUGUCCUCGUCGACAACUUCCAGAUGACAAUCAAGAGACGGAUGGCGUCAAAGAUCCAAAAGUUCCAGGAUAUAUAUGAGAGCGAGAUGCAGUCAAUGAAGAAGUUAGAGCCCCAGCCCAUUGAACCACAGACCGAUGAGGAGUUCUAUGAAGAGGCCCUCAAAUUGACCUAUAGUGAAAAUAAGUAUGGAAAGAGGGAGAUAGAGCUGAUCACCAGCUACCUCAGACUGCUGGCAUCCAUAGAUCAGAACCAGCAGACUUUCCGCUCUCAGGGCUGUGUUCUGGAGCGUCUCAUUGACACCUUCUUUGAGGCAACAGAGGAGGACAGUCAGGGGAAUGACCACGAAUAGAGAAAUAAGGGGCAAACCUAGCAAAGAAACCCUUAUUGCUUUAUCCAGAUCAGUGAUGGCAACUCAGAUGUUAUACUUUGAGAACAUUAAAG